Molecule: messenger RNA, 5043 nt
Organism: Knipowitschia caucasica
Lineage: Eukaryota; Metazoa; Chordata; Actinopteri; Gobiiformes; Gobiidae
Source: the annotation of a GenBank genome assembly
AUGUUCACGAGUAGAAGAUCAAUAUUACGGGUUUCUUUCAUCCAAGCAACAAUUCUAUCAUCUUUGGGGGUUUCCUGUUGUUUCUGGGUUGAUAUUGACGCAUCGUCUGAUGCAGGUAUGGAGACACUCAGCUCGGGAUCAGAGCUGCGUGUGUCCGUGGGGCAGUGUUUUCGCACAUUGAGUUCCUCUUCAGAGCAACACGAUGUCAUCUGCGCUCUCCAGACGCUCCACUCUCUCCUGGGCUCACAGGACGGCUCCACCUCCACCUCCACCUCCUGCUCCUCUGCUCAUCAGGAGGAGUUCAGACGCUGCCACUAUACCCGCACACUUCAGUUUCUCAUCAGUCACAUCCAAUCAGACUGGCUUCACAACCUCACAGCAACCAAGAACACUCAAUUAUGGGAUAGCUUAUUUCUCCAAGGUCCUCCAGAACAAGCGCUUCUGGUCCUUUUGGAGGGGAUUGGGCAGAUAAGCCCUAGUACUCACUUGGACUACUUGCUGAGCAUCACAGAGACGUUCCUUCAAACUGGCCGGCUGAACGAGCUGCUGUGGUCUUACUGCUUAGGGGCCGGCCCCGCUGACUCGCCACAGUUCAGAGAGGCUCUGCUGGGACGUGUCGUGGCCCUUCCAGACCUCAUGGCCAACAAGCUCCAGCUCAACAACAGAACAGUGUUUCUUCCACAGAAUUAUUACCCGUUACUGGCUCGAGGGAUACUCAUUGCUCUGGAGAGGACCUGCAAGGCAUUAAAAGGAGGUUCUGACUGUUCCUUGACCUUCGUUGCUCAGACUCUUGGGAAAGUGUGUAUCCAGGGCCACAGCGCUUCAGUGAUGGCCGUGCUUAUUCCCUCGCUCUCAGAACGCACCACUGACGACAUGGUGUGGCAGAGGGUCUGUUGGAAACUUCUGGAAAAUGUGCCACAGCGUUGGAUCCAUAGCGUGCUCCCUCCUCUCGUGCAGGCCGUCUCCCGACCCGAGGCUUUGAGCAGGAUCAUGGGGAAUCUGGUGGUGUCCAAUAAAAAGGCCCAGUUUGUGAUGACUCAUAAGAUGUUGUUGUUGCAGUACAAGUACGAGACGCAGGUUCUGAGAGUCCUGUUGGGUUACCUGGCAGCAGACCGAGAGCGACGACCACUCCUUCUACAAGUCCUGCGUUCCGUGUGUCAGGCGUGGGCCAAUCCCAGCGCAGUGCGACACACCCCGCUGCAGCAGCAGAUGUACAUCAGCAAAGCCCUGCUGCUCAGCGUGGCUCUGCUGAGGGAGGCGGAGCUGACGGAGCUGCGUUCAGAGUUGCUGCAGUGUCUUCUGGGAGGUGUGCAGAGCCACCUGGACAGCAGCCUGGUGCGGGUGCGACACAUGGGGAUGGCGGUGGGAGAGGGCCUCAGCGCUCGCCUCGACUUCAACGGAACAAAGCUGAAAUUUGAGUAUGAAGCCGAUGAGGAAACACAGGAGCUCCGUUCACUGAUGAAUCCCACAGAAGAAGAAGAGCAGGAGUCUGAGCCCAGAAGAUUAGAUUUGUCCGACGUCUGCAAAGAGAACCCCUCCUCUACAGCUCCUCAGCAUCAGCCGCAAACCGCAGACCCGGACUUGGAUUUGGACAGCGAUGAUGAACUGACGCCGUAUGACAUGUCGUGUGACCAGAAGCUGAACCAGGCCUCCCCUCCUCGGUACUUACGCGACUGUCUCGAAGUUUUAACUAGUUCUGAGGAUGCUGCGCGGAUGGAGCUCGGUCUGAACGUGGCCGAGAGUUUGGUGCUGAAAAAUCCAUUCGCGACUAAAGAGAUCAGCGUCCAAAUGACUAAAGUGCUGCUUCACAUAGAAAACAAAUUCAACAUCGAUAACUUCCUAUCCCUCCGACGAGCAACAAUGGUGGCCCUGGUCGUCACUGACUGUAUCCCAGUCACUCAGUAUCUGUCCACGGAGUUUUACUCAAUGAACUAUAGCCUCCGCCAGCGCCUUGACAUUUUGGAGGUGCUCGCGGGGGCGGCUCAAGAGCUUUCAAAACCAGUCUGCAACAAAUCCGAGACUGGCAUCGUUGUGGCUGCCUCGUCCCAUUCCAGCCCGAACCCUGGAGACGACCCUGAGCACUGGAGACAGGUGGUGGAUAAGCGAAUUCAAAGCAAAACCAGGCGUCUCAAUAAGGGUUCCACUCGACCUCUCCAAGCGGCUCCAAACCGCUACGCCGCCGUCGCUGGACACUUUUUCUUCCCUUUGCUCAGAAAUUAUGACAAGCCACAGGUGACCUUUGACCUUCUGGGCAGUGACCACCUGGUGCUGAGUCGGCUGAUCCACACUCUAGGUCUCUUCAUGCACCUUGCACUUCAUGCUCCGGCAGCCGCACAGAUGGGGUGUGCUCUGUUGGACUUUGUGUGGACAGUGCGGUAUCACGCAGAGCAAACCGUGAGGAGAGGCGUGCUAUUCGCAGUUUGCUCUGUGUUUUUGAGCAUGCCCAGUCAAAACCUGCUCCUGGAUCUCGGGGAUAAAGUGUUUGAGACGAGAGCUUGGUUAGCGGAUGUGACUGAAGGGGAUGCAGACUCUGACUGCCGCAGCCUGGCCUUACAAAGGGCAACAAGGAAAGACGCUCUGCUCAAGACUAACACUACAACACAGCGUCACGCCACUGGGGACAUGGCGGUAUAUUUUGACCAUCCGAUUGAUGCCCCAGAGAGCAGUGGUGCGCCCAUACAGCUGACCUGGCACUCAGCUUCACCAGUUCUCGCUGUGGCUUCAAGUGGUCCCAGCUCUGGAGCUGUCGAUGUUUACAUGCAAAAGGGCGACUUUGUGGAGAGGUGUCACAUAGAAAGACCUUACCAACCCACUGUGGUACUUUGGCAUCCCACAAAGCCAGUGCUCGCUGUUGGCUGGGAGAAUGGAGAGGUGAUGCUGCUGACUUAUCCGUCUGGAGAGCACACUGCUCUGCCCAGCACACAUUCAGUCUCAUGCUCUUUGCUCCAAUGGAGUGGUUUUGGAAGCCGCUUAGUUACAGGCGACCAGAAUGGAGUUCUUGCAGUUUGGAAUAUUGAUGGAAAGGGAAGAUUACAAGGACAUCAUCUCACUAAGCACGAAUACAAAAGACCUUUAUCCAGCUGCGUUUUCAAACCAGUCAGCCCUGGAGAUGAUGUGGUGAAGCUCGCCCAGGCGUCUGUACGGGGAGAUGCAAGUGCUUUAGAUAAGUUUGGUUGGAAUAACACACCCCUCAAGAUAGGCCCUCAAGAAGAGCUUACAUUUUAUAUAAGCACCACAUAUGGUACAGUCUAUGUUGUGGAUGAGAAUGGUAAAUCAAGCGAACUUCUAAGUGUGGAAGGAGCCAUUAAACAUCUGUACUACUUUGACAAAAGAGAUGUCCUGGCUGUAAUCACAGAGACGAUGGUUCUCUCGCAGUACUCGUUAGGACCCCCAGGUCAAGCCCAGGAGUUCAUGCAGGUCAAGUUGAGCAGCAAGUCAAGGCUCAUUAACUCCAUCGCUUGGACUGAUAAUGGCAUUCUAAUAACAACAUCAGGGGACCAGGUCGUCAGGCUGUGGGACCUUGAUCGCGACGACAACUAUGUUCUAUCUCUUGAAGAGGCAGUGGGAUUUGAGAGCGACGAGGUUGUCAACUGUGUGGCUUAUUGUUCAGGAAAAGGGAUACUGGCUGCAGGUACCAGUUGUGGUCGCAUAGCAAUGUGGAAAAUGGUGGUGCAGUCGGGUAGCAACAAGACAGACAAUAAAAUCAAGUGGAAGUUACAAGCUCCUUCUGACAUACAGGGAAACGUCACUCAGUUAGAGUGGAGUUCCAACUUGCACCUUUUAGCUGCUAACAAUUCCCACACAGUAAUGAUCCUGUCUGAGCACGUGAUGUCCGCGCACUUCAGCCAGCAGGUGGCAGCAGUGCAGCUCUCCCCCACUCAGCUCAGUGUCUCCGAGUUCAACUCAGAUCAGCAGCUCGUCCUUCAGUCAGACUCGCAUAUAAAGGGCGUCUGUGGCACUAAGGAGUCACUGAUAGUCUGGAGUGGGAAGCAGAUCACUGUGUAUGAAAUUACAGGAAGCACGUUACGCAUUUCUGCAUCCUUCCCCUGUGACACCCCUAUAGUAGCGGCUCAUGGAGAGAAUCUAUACACCGUGGAACCCAAUAAAGUCCAGAUUCGUACCCCCCAGGGCACAGUAAAGCAGUUAUUAUCAUUUUCCAAGACUGAAGGGAACCCCGUACUGCUGAGUGUGUGCCAGUCUUACCUCGUCGUGGGCACAGACACCGCUCACAUCAGAGUGUUCGAUCUCUCCCGGAGAGAUGCUAAAGCUCACUCAAGUGCCAAGAACCUGGCUGAUGGCAUUUCUAAUUUGGGGACCUUGAUUUCUGUUAAGUGUAACGCAAACGCCAGCCAAGUCAGCGUCCUCAUAACACGGAUAAACGGAAAGCCAGAUCAUAAAGUGUAUUUUUAUGAUGUUGAGAUGGACACUAUUACACACUUUGACUUCUUCAGUGGACGUCCCUCCAGUGGUAUCACCGCAUCUGAAGAAGGGGAAAGGCAGAGGUUUGAAGGGACGGAGCUCAGUGGCCGCUGUCCUGUCUCUCACGUUUGGGACGAGAGCGAACCUCGUCUUUGUGUUUGUGAAAUUGUGCCAAUCAGUUCAGAGUCUUCCGCCUCAGAUCCUAUGGACGCGGUGGAUGUGACGGUGGUGACACUGUUCUGCACUCAGGAACACGGGCUGCUUCUACACGACUGCUUCCUCAAACCCUCAGGACUGCAGUCUCUGCUCGCUCUGGAUGUGCCUUACUACUACUUCAUCUGCAAGCCUGGGGAGGGCGAUCCAUCAUGCCAGUCCAAAGCUGCCUCCUCUCCACUCAGCGAGCCUCCACAGAGUCCAGCUGCGCCGAAGACGGUGGCGAGACGAGCGCUCCGAGACUUUGUCGGGCUGGAGACAUGUGACAAGAUCACGCGAGACGCCAUGUUGAAUUUCAGCUUUUACUUGACCAUUGGGGACAUGGACGAGGCCUUCAAGUCCAUUAAACUGAUCAAGAGUAUUGUGCCCAGUUCCCUCAAAUCCACGCCCACAGGAUUUCGGAUGGACUGA